Messenger RNA from Triticum dicoccoides, 4620 nucleotides. RefSeq names its product ABC transporter G family member 51-like. The record is from RefSeq and is a predicted model, not a curated record. Bases 1 to 4290 code for a protein of 1429 amino acids. NCBI's taxonomy places the organism in Eukaryota, Viridiplantae, Streptophyta, Magnoliopsida, Poales, Poaceae. Gene Ontology annotation, molecular function: ABC-type transporter activity; ATP binding; ATP hydrolysis activity. The transcript has 24 exons. Gene Ontology annotation, cellular component: membrane.
AUGGCGAGCGGCGUCGGCCACCUGGCUCUGGACGUGGACGACGCGGAAGAGAGGGCGGGCACGGCGGCGCGGGACGAGGAGGACCUGCUGUGGGCCGCCAUCGAGCGGCUCCCCUCCGCCAAGCGGCGCAACCACGCCAUCGUCCUCCCCGACCCCGACGGCGACGGAGAAGGGGGCGGGGGCGAGGUGGUGGACGUGCGGAGGCUCGACCGCCCCGGGCUCGAGCGCGUGCUCCGCCGUGCGCUGGCCACCGCCGAGCUCGACAACGCCAACCUGCUCCGCGGAAUCAAGGCCCGCUUCGACGCGGUGGGGCUGGAGGUGCCGCGGGUGGAGGUGAGGUUCCGCGACCUGAGGGUCUCGACGGAGGUCAACGUCGGCAGGAGGGCGCUGCCGACUCUCCCCAACUACGUCCGCGACGUCACCGAGAGAAUUCUUAUUGCUUGUCGUCUCCUACAACCUAAUAAGCAUAAGCUCACUAUUCUGGAUGAUGUCAGUGGCAUUGUGCGACCUGGGAGGAUGACAUUAUUGUUGGGACCACCUGCAUCCGGGAAGUCAACGCUCUUGCUGGCCCUAGCUGGCAAACUGGAUCCUAAGCUAAAGAAAAGUGGAGGGAUUACCUACAAUGGAAUUGCUUUGGAUGAAUUUUGUGUACAAAGAACUUCUGCAUAUAUUAGUCAAACAGAUAACCAUCUUGGGGAGCUGACAGUAAGGGAAACUUUAGAUUUUGCUGCAAAAUGCCAAGGCGCAAGCGAAAACUGGGGAGAAUGCUUGAAAGAAUUGGUCAAUCUUGAACAAAAAAGAGGCAUGCGUCCUAGUCCCGAGAUAGACGCUUUCAUGAAGGCAGCAUCAGUCGGAGGGGAUAAGCACAAUCUUGUUACCGACUAUGUACUGAGAGUGCUUGGGCUGGAUAUAUGUGCGGAUACCCUUGUGGGCAGCGACAUGGAAAGAGGUGUCUCUGGUGGUCAGAGGAAGAGAGUGACAACAGGUGAAAUGAUUGUUGGACCAAGAAAAACACUUCUCAUGGAUGAAAUAUCAACAGGUCUAGACAGCUCAACGACUUUUCAGAUAGUGAAGUGCGUGAGGAACUUCGUCCAUGAGAUGGAGGCAACCGUGCUCAUGUCACUUCUUCAGCCUGCACCAGAGACGUUUGAACUAUUUGAUGAUCUAAUUCUAUUGUCAGAAGGGAAGAUCGUCUACCAAGGCCAGAUUGACCAUGUUGUGGACUACUUUAAAUCAUUAGGAUUUUCAUUGCCACCACGCAAGGGUAUUGCUGAUUUUCUCCAGGAGGUAACUUCAAAGAAAGAUCAAGCUCAGUACUGGUCUGACCUGUCAAAACCAUAUUCGUUUAUUCCUGUGUCAGCAAUGGCUGCUGCAUUUACAGAUUCCCAGUAUGGUAGAAAUCUUGAGUCCCAUUCACAUAAUUCAGACGGUCAUACAAAUUCUCCUGAGGCUCUUGCCCGGUCCAAGUUUGCCAUAUCAAAAUAUAGCCUCAUUAGAGCUUGUUUUGCCAGGGAGCUUAUUCUAAUAAGCCGUCACCGUUUCCUCUACACUUUUAGGACAUGCCAAGUUGCUUUUGUUGGGCUCAUUACAAGCACACUAUUUUUACGGACAAGAUUACAUCCAAUUGAUGAGCAAAAUGGAGAGCUCUAUCUCUCAUGUCUUUUUUUUGGGCUUGUACAUAUAAUGUUCAAUGGUUUUUCAGAACUGUCUAUAACUAUUUUUCGACUUCCGGUGUUCUAUAAGCAAAGAGAUAAUUGUUUUCAUCCUGCAUGGGCUUUCUCACUUCCCAAUUUGAUACUAAGAAUUCCGUAUUCUAUUAUUGAAGCCACAGUGUGGUCUUGUGUUGUCUAUUACACAGUAGGCUUUGCACCAACUGUUGAUAGAUUUUUUCGCUUUAUGUUGCUAUUGUUCUCUAUACACCAAAUGGCUUUGGGCCUUUUUCGGAUGAUGGGAGCUAUUGCACGAGACAUGACCAUCGCUAACACUUUUGGAUCAGCUGCCAUGAUGGCUAUUUUUCUUUUGGGGGGAUUUAUUAUUCCUAAAGAGGCCAUAAAACCGUGGUGGGAGUGGGCAUACUGGGUUUCUCCAUUAAUGUAUGGGCAACGUGCAAUUUCAGUUAAUGAAUUCUCAGAUUCUAGAUGGUCAAAGGUUUCAGGUUAUAUGAACAAUACAGUUGGAACCAAUGUACUUCUUGCACAUGAUCUGGGGACACAGAAUUACUGGUACUGGAUUGGGGUUGGUGUUUUAUUGGCUUACGCCCUCUUGUUCAAUGUUUUGUUUACUCUUGCAUUGGCAUACCUUAACCCCCUUCAAAAGGCACAGGCACUAAUCCUGGCUAAUUCGGAGGAAUCCAAAGAUUCGAAAAAUGAUGGUGCGGCCUCAGAUAGAAACACAACUACAGAAAAAUCUGACAGGACCAAUGUGCUUGAAGUGACCACUGAAGGCACCAGAAGGAAGGGGACAUUACCAUUUCAACCCCUAACCAUGACGUUCCACAAUGUUAACUAUUUUGUUGACAUGCCGAAGGAAAUGCAAGCAAGAGGAAUAACUGAAAAAAGACUGCAGUUGUUGUUUGAAGUAAGCGGGGUAUUUAGGCCACGUGUCCUGACUGCACUUGUUGGCUCAAGUGGUGCUGGAAAGACAACACUUAUGGAUGUUUUAGCAGGCAGGAAAACUAGUGGAUGUAUAGAAGGUGAUAUCAAGAUUUCUGGCCAUCCAAAAGAACAACAAACCUUUGCUAGGAUAGCGGGAUAUGUUGAACAAAAUGACAUACAUUCACCACAAGUAACAGUUGAAGAGUCCUUGUGGUUUUCAUCAGCCUUACGGCUUUCAACUGACAUAAGUAGAGAAACAAAAAAGGCAUUUGUUGAAGAAGUCAUGUCAUUGGUAGAGCUUGAUGAAUUGCGACAUGCAUUAGUAGGGAAACCAGGUUCUAGUGGACUUUCAACGGAGCAAAGGAAGCGUCUUACGAUAGCUGUUGAACUAGUUGCAAAUCCUUCCAUUAUUUUUAUGGAUGAACCUACAUCUGGUUUGGAUGCACGAGCAGCUGCCAUUGUGAUGCGCACUGUUCGAAAUGCUGUUGAUACCGGACGAACUGUUGUCUGCACGAUACACCAGCCAAGCAUCGAUAUUUUUGAAUCAUUUGAUGAGCUACUUCUUUUGAAACGAGGAGGUCGAGUAAUAUAUGGAGGUUCACUUGGUGUUAACUCAGUUGAUAUGAUACAUUAUUUUCAGGGAAUUCCUGGAGUCCCUCCCAUACGCGAAGGCUAUAACCCAGCAACAUGGAUGCUUGAAGUGAGCACACAAGCGUGUGAAGAAAGGCUUGGUUUGGAUUUUGCAACACUGUACAAGAACUCAGAUCAGUUCAGGAAUGUGGAAGAUUUAAUAGAAGAACUAAGUGUUCCGGAUUCAGGCACAAAACCUUUAAAGUUCACGACUGAGUUUUCACACGGCUGUCUUACUCAAUUUGGAGUAUGCCUACUUAAGCAAGGCCUUAUUUACUGGAGAAGCCCUGAGUACAAUGUCGUGAGAUUGUUUUACACAACAAUUGCUUCUCUUAUAUUUGGUUCAAUAUUUUGGAACGUUGGUAUGAAGAGAGAAACAACAGGGGAUUUGUAUCUUGUCAUGGGAGCUUUAUAUUCGGCAUGCCUAUUUCUUGGAAUAAAUAAUGCCUCGUCAGUACAGCCAAUAAUUUCCGUUGAGAGAGCAGUCUACUACAGAGAACGGGCUGCUAAGAUGUACUCAUCAUUCCCAUAUGCAGCAGCUCAGGGCCUUAUAGAGAUACCUUAUAUUGCGACUCAGACACUAAUAUUUGGUCUCAUCACUUACUUCAUGAUCAACUACGAGAGGAACCUAGGGAAAUUGCUCCUUUACCUCCUUUACAUGUUCCUUACUUUUACCUACUUCACAUUCUAUGGGAUGGUGGCGGUAGGUUUGACGCCAACACAAUCAGUGGCAGCAGUGGUAGCCUCAGCAUUUUACUCCUCGUGGAAUCUUUUCUCAGGGUUCUUAAUUCCCCAAUCUAGAAUCCCAGGUUGGUGGAUCUGGUUCUACUACAUCUGCCCAGUGGCCUGGACCCUGAAAGGCAUCAUUACAUCACAAUUGGGAGAUGUCGACACGAGGAUCGUUGGUCCUGGUUUUGACGGGACAGUCCAAGAGUUCAUCCAGCAAAACCUGGGAUGUGAACAGGGGAUGAUGGGUGUCACUAUUGCAGUGCUCAUUGCCUUCUGCGUCUUGUUCUUUUCAGUUUACGCGCUUUCGAUCAAGAUGCUUAAUUUCCAAAGAAGAUAACUGCCCUCUGUAUACGAGACAUUAUAAUUUCAAGGCUGGUGUCGACGCCAUACUCUGUUUCUUGGUGGUUUGCAAAUACUAGGUGGAUGAAGCACCAAUGAAGUUGGUACUACGUGCUGUCUGAAGAACGGGAAGGGGACAAACAGUUAGUAGAGGUUACUACUAGUGUACAGAGAGAUGCAAAUUAGAAAUUGCACGGAAUGUACGUACAUGCAUGCUGUGUGUUUUGGAAGGAUGGUAACGUUUGAUUUUUUUCUCAUCAUAUUAUGAAAAAUUUCAUGGUUAUGGUACCAUGGACCAUGGUACGACAACUUAUGUUUCCUUUUUUUC